GGUUUUUCCACUAUGGUUUCCAGUCACAACAAACAGCGGCUAGAAAAGGCGGUUUUAAUCUCAGAAACUUGCUUUUUUUCUCUGUCGUGGUGAUCCGACCGUGAUGAUGACGACAGAGAGCUGAUGUGGUCUGAGGAGGAGGAGGUGGAUGAUGAUGAAGAUGAGGAGGAUGAAGAUGAGGGUGAACAACAGCCAGCUGCUGUUUCUGUCCAGAGAAGAAACUUCUGGAAACUUCCAGAAAGAAGGAACGCUGCGAGUUGGACGACAGGAGAGAGAUCUCCGUGAGCGGUUCUGUCGGCUGAGAGGAAACCUGCUGUUCAUCCUGAAGAGACAGGUGAGACAGGGUGGUAAACUAGAAGAGGUGUUGCUGUUGGAGAGAUGUGAAGUCAUGAAGCUUCCAGACGAUGAAAGACGACUGGCUAUCGUGUUCAUCAGUGGUGACCCUGCUGUGUUUCUGGAGUCGAGCAGCUCUGCAGAGUGUGUGUCGUGGCUCGCCGUCCUGAGAGACGCCAACGCUGACGCGCUGAGGCGACGCAUCGCACACCUCCGCACGCUCGUUAGCACACACACACACACGGACACACACACCGCCCGACGCACACACACACACACCUCCCAACGCACACACAGGGACACACACACCGCUACACACAGCGGUCGGGCAGAGGAAGACCUGGAAGAUUCUGCACGUGAAGGUGGAGUCGAAUCUGCUGCUAAAGUCUCUCCACUGCACAUGAGUUUUGAGUGUCGACUUGUGGUUGCCGUUGCAGCCGGCAGAGUCAAGGUACAAGUGUGUGUGAUCGACACACACACUCACACAGUCAGGAAGCACAGCUGCUGCGAGAUAUUGGAGGGGCCAGAUGACCGUGUGUUUCUAACAUCAGUGCAUUUCCGUGAGGAUUACCCUCUCUACCAUCACAGCCGGAUCAACAUUACCGUUCACCACCAAGAGGAACCGACAACACACACCACAAGGAGCUUUCUGGGUUUCACCUCCUUCUCCGUCAGAGAUCUGCUCCGGUCCAAAGAGCCUCACAUCUCGCUCAGCCUCAGGACCGUAGAUGGAGUGAGCGAGGCCGGGCAGGUGGAGGUGUCCCGUCUGCAGAUGGAGGGAGAAACUCCUCCCGAACACAAGUGUCCUGCCGUGUGCGACCGUCUCCACAGCUCCGUCCACGACAAAGAAAACAGUCCAAUGAUGAGAGCUGUGCUGUGUGCCCAGGUGUGUAAGGUGUACAGGUUUCUGACGGAGGAUCAAAGAUGGCUGCUGGUUCGGGAACAGAUGUCGGAGACGCCGCUCUCCUUCUCGCUACCCAAACAGCUACUGAGCACGCUCAUACACAGCCACGCCAGCAGGAUCCAGGAAGUGAAGGAGCUCGGCGACCUUUCACCCCACUGGGAUGGGCUCCGCCACGAUGUCAUCAACCACUGCAACCACCUGAUUGGCUGUUACCAGGAAACGCUCGCCGAGCUCGACAAACUCUCAGCCUCGUCCUGUUUCAAGUCGAGCAGCAGUAAAUCGGACAAACACCUUCAGUUCGUUCCCACCAACCUGCACUCCCAGAGGAUGGAGGUCACCGGUCCAAACCGCCCAGGUGUGUGGUAUGAGGUCAUAACGUUCGGUGCUCCAGCUCAUCACCACCAGGCCUUCAAACACGGAGGACUGAAAAGACUGCUCAGUAAACACACAAACAAUAGAGACAGCUCGGUCUCUUACUCCCAGGACGAGAGCUCCAGAGCCAGGGAGCUGCUGGCCAGCGUGGCCCAGCUGCAGCCUCUCGUCUUCGGGCUCGCCGAGCAGCUGCUGGCCGUCUCUCUGGAGCUCGACUCCGCGCUGCUGCAGCAGGUGCUGGACAGCCUGAGCCAGCAGACGCAGCAGUUUGUCCACGCGCUGAAAGAAGAGCUGGUGAAGCGCGCCCUGCUGGCGAUCCACCGCCGGCGCUCGGCCAGCGACCACAGCAGCCACGUCCACAGCAACGGGCUGCUCUGCGAUAACACGUCGCCGGGGCAACAGGACGCAAGCCAACGGGACGCGCAGGAGUACGACGAGGAGGAAUGGGACAGAGCGUGGGCAAACGUCGCCAUGAGCCUCGACUGCAUCCACGCCAUGGGUGACCGGCUGCAGGGGCGGGAGCUCCGUCCCCAGGAGAUGACAUCAUCAGAGGGGCGGGAGCUCCGUCCCCAGGAGAUGACAUCAUCAGAGGGGCGGGAGCUCCGUCCCCAGGAAAUGACAUCAUCAGAGGGGCGGGAGCACCGUCCCCAGGAGAUGACAUCAUCAGAGUGGCGGGAGCUCCGUCCCCAGGAGAUGACAUCAUCAGAGGGGCGGGAGCACCGUCCCCAGGAGAUGACAUCAUCAGAGGGGCGGGAGCACCGUCCCCAGGAGAUGACAUCAUCAGAGGGGCAGGAGCUCCGUCCCCAGGAGAUGACAUCAUCAGAGGGGCGGGAAGCCACAGGAGACACAAACUCUCACAACACCGCCUCCUACUCCUCUUCCUCCUCCUCCUCCUCCUGGCAGGAGCAGCUGCUCCCUCUGGUGGUUACGCUCAGGGACUGCGUGCGAGAGGCGGCGGGGAAGGCCCGAGCCGCCAUGACCUUUGUGGUCCUGCAGGGGGCGGUGGCGGCGAGCAUCGCCCAGGGCCCUGAACACAUCGUCCAGAGACGCCACGCCGUCUUCAGCCAGGCGCUCUCAGCGGUCGUGUGUGGUUUCAUGCUGAAGCUGUUCGGAGGUCUGGAGGAUCCUGACUUCCUGCUGCAGCUUCACUCUGUCGGACUCCUGGUUCAGUUUGAAGGCUUGCUCAGCACCUACGGUGACGAGGUGGGGAUGCUGGAGGACAUGGAGGUGGGUGUGUCAGACCUGAGCACAGUUGCGUUCACUGUCAGCGAGGCGAAAUCAGAACAACCAGAUGACCUGCUGCCUACGCUCAGCGGAGCUUGGGGCAGUUUGGUCGUCGAGGUCCCGUUGCCCCCGGAGACCUUCGACUCGUUGCCACUGGAAGUGAAAGACGGGCGUUUGAUACGAGUUCAUCCCGUUCUCUUUAACAUUGGAAUCAACCAGCAGCAGAGUCUGGCUGAGAGGUUUGGCGACAGCUCGCUGCAGGAGAGAGUGAACCAGCAGAGCUGUGAGCGUCUCCGAGGUUACUGCAGCACGCUAACAGACGCGCUGCCUCACACGGCUGGUAUCCAGUCACUACCAGACCUGCUGUCCUCUCUGGAUCGCAGUGUCCAAACCAAGAAGAGGAAGAACGUGGAGGUCCUGUGGAUCGCUGCUACGGUGUGUCGUAGGGUUAACGGCGUGCGUCUGACGAGCUGUAAGAGUGCGAAGGACCGCACGGCGAUGUCGGUGACACUGGAGCAGUGUGUGUUACUGCGGGAGCGACACACACUCAGCCCACGGCACUUCAGCACCGCACUGGACUGCAUGAGGAGGGACGGUUGCAGGCUGGAGAACGUGCAGAAGAACGUGGGCAGCAGGAAGUUUGCCUUCAGCGGCGUCCAGCUCCUCACUUUCCCCAAACUGUACCGGCCGCCAGACGGCAGCUUCGGCUCCACGCACUGACGCACGUUCUGCUGUACACAUGUUCUAUCACGUUAUUACGUUCUGUACA
Perca flavescens (yellow perch) is the source of this 3602-nucleotide messenger RNA. RefSeq names its product type II inositol 3,4-bisphosphate 4-phosphatase. Gene Ontology annotation, cellular component: cytoplasm. The record is from RefSeq and is a predicted model, not a curated record. Bases 149 to 3553 code for a protein of 1134 amino acids. Gene Ontology annotation, molecular function: phosphatidylinositol-3,4-bisphosphate 4-phosphatase activity. The transcript is spliced from 26 exons. Lineage: Eukaryota; Metazoa; Chordata; Actinopteri; Perciformes; Percidae.